Molecule: messenger RNA, 2798 nt
Organism: Acanthaster planci (crown-of-thorns starfish)
Lineage: Eukaryota; Metazoa; Echinodermata; Asteroidea; Valvatida; Acanthasteridae
Gene: ccdc63
Product: coiled-coil domain containing 63
Biological process (GO): cilium movement; outer dynein arm assembly
Cellular component (GO): axoneme
Source: RefSeq, a predicted model, not a curated record
GGGGUGCGUGUCGAAGACGGCGCCGUUGUGGACGAAUCGUCGUUUGACAGCAACGUUUUAAGAAAUGGUGGUGGUGGCGCCCUUUGUAACCCAGACGACGUAUCAAAACAGUGCGCUCGCCGUGUAUUUGCAUGAUUGAUUGAGGUGGUUUAUAUUACUAGACUACAAGUGACAUUAUUACAGCGAGACCAAAACGAAGUUCGUAGCGGAGAAAGAGGAACAAAAGCCAAACCUCAUUCCAACCUUCCAGUUCAAACCAUCCAGAGUCCAACCACCAUGCCACGAGGAGGACAGAGAUCUGCCAGUCGGCGGUCAGACAUCAGCGACAUUGAUGCUGACCAGCAGAUGGCUGAGACCGAGCUGGCCAAGUUGCAGCGGCAGUACCGGAUCAUGGAAGGAGACCGGAACGCCUACAGCAUUGAGUCUCAGGAUCUGAUCCGCCGACAACUGGCGGAGAUUAGUCAGCUGGAAGCAGAAAAGAAGGAAUUAAACAAAGAUCUGUACCUGUCCGACAGCCAGACCAACCAGGCAAGGGACAGCAACAACGUUGACAGGCUGACCGAGCUCUGCUCCAUUCGAGAUGACUACAACCAGAAGAUUACGGAAGAGAAAGACCAGCAGCGUGAGAUUCAAGACAAGAUACGGACCAAGGAGCGAGAGAUCCGCGGCCAGCACCGCGAGAUGGGCGGUGUGCACGCCAGCGCACAGCACACCCAGAAGACGCAGAAGGCCAUCCGCGUGAAGGAGAAUCGACUGCACCAGGCAAAUGAGAAGUUCAACUUCAUGUUGACCCAGAACGCCAAGUUUCGAGAGGAGAUUGACAGUCUGCGCGUGGAGCGCACACGUUUCGAGAACAUCCGCAAGAAGCUGGAGAAGGAACUCACGGAACUUCGGCAGGAGAUUGGAGAGGUCAUUGACCAGUCCACCCAGGCCUACGAUGCUCGGGACGAGGCCCAGGCCAAGAUGAUCCUACUCAAGGAGAAGGCAGACAAGGACUGCGCCCAGCACCAGCAGGAGAUGAAGGAGCUGCAGCGCAUCAUUGACCACGACCGCAAGCUGCGGGAGUUCAUGACGGUCAAGAGCAAGGAGCGCGAGGAGGAUGAACUGCUGGUGGCGCUGCGACAGAAGCGAGAGGCUGAGGAAGGUGAGAAACUUCGCCGCGAGCGCCAGGAGGAUUCCAUCGAGGCGUACGAGGCAGCCUUCCAGCGUAUCGCAGAGAUCACCAAGGAGACAGACCUCAACAAGCUGGUCCACAAGUUCAUCGAGGUGGAGGACCGCAACUUUGCUCUCUUUAACUUCGUCAAUGAACAGAACAACGAGAUUGAGAUCCAGCAGGACCAGAUUGCCGAGAUCCAAGAAGAGAUCAGCGAGUUCAAGAGGCAAGGCUCGGCCAUGGAGGAGCAGCGCAUGACCAUCCUCAAGGGCCUAGAGGAGCAGCAGACCCAGGCCGCCAAGGACGCCGACGCCUCCGAUGCCAAGCUGAAGAGCGUCAACAAGAUACUGGACCAGCUCAAAGCAGGCGUCGAGUCGCUCUUCUCCAAGACCAAUUGCGACCGGUCCACCAUCAACAACAUGCUGGGCAGCGCAGCCGGAGUGACCGACGAGACCAUCAUGCAGUACUUGGGCCUGAUAGAGCAACGGACCAACGAACUGCUGGCGGUCAGCAUGUACGUGGACAGCAAGGGUGCUAAGGAGAAAGAGGACGUAAAGGUGCCGUCCAUGCUGGGCAAAGGUCCCAUCCCAGCGCCGCAACAGCUGAUGUUCAUGGCCCCCUCUACCGGUGACGACUACGACAGCGAUCAAGGGUCCGACCUCAGCGACGAGGAGACGCGGCCCCUGACCCAGUCGGAACUCAAGUCCAGAAUUAUGAAGGGGGUGUUAAAGAAAGAGGCGGCAGCUUCUAAGAAGGGUUUCCAGUAUGAUCUCUCCGUCCCCAGCAAAGACCUGAAGCAGAAGCAGGCCAUGCCAGACAAGAAAAGAGGUGGCAAGAGAUAAACAGAAUAGCCAAACAGGGAAAGCUGUCAAGACAUGGGUCCAAUUACUGAGCUGAGCUUUUAGCACCGUCUUGUGCCAGAAUUGGAGAGGGAGGGAAAGUGAUAAUCGGAACGGCUGACAGAAGAUUUGAGAGAGUUGUAAAUAUGAUGGGAUUGACGCUUGCUUCCAGGAUUAUAAUGGACCAUAGGGUGGGCAAACAGUAGAUGGGACAGCCUAUUACAUGUAUUACCUAACAAGAUCGACAUUGGAUAUUUCGGAAAAAGAUAAAGAUGUGAUAAAGUGGGUUUUAGUGCAAACUGCCAGGAUGUAGGAAACUGCACAUUAUUCUAUUCAACAGUUUUGACCAAUCAUCACUUAAAAACCCAUAAAAAGCAUGUUUUCCAGCAAGGUUUGUUUUUCUUGCAAGACUGACUGACUAUAAUUGACUCUUUUUGUCAUUAACUUAAGCAGGAAAGGGCCAGGAAAAAUUGAAGGUGUUUUGUGUGACCAAAUAUUAAAGUUCUUUUGUAUUUAAACACCAGUUAACACCAAUGACGGCACAAUGCUUCCAUACUCCUUGAUGUUGAACUGGGAAGUGCACAAUUUGCACAUUUUAUUUGAAUUUGUGCUGGUUUUCUUCUUUUAUCCAAUUGGAAAAAUUAUGUCAUAGGAUUUUUCAUGUCCUAUUCCAUUGUGAAAUCAGACUGGAAUUUUUGAAUUAAUUGUUGAUCGACUCAAUUUUGAGUAUAAUUUACUGCAAGUUCUGUAUUCAUGUUGACACUGUUUCUUAACGUAAAAUAAAUGAUACAUUUAUUCUAAGUAAA